UGGAAUGUUAUAACAUUAAAAUUUAGUUUUCCCGUUGGAUAGGAACAUCAUAUGAUGAUGAUUUUUUUUUUUUAAUUGGGAAAUGGUGGCUCUUGCUACUACCUCUGCAGGUUGGGGUAAUCGCAUUGGAAGAAAUGAUCUAAUUGUAGUUUAGGAGUGUGUGUGGCUGAACAUUCCAGUUUGGGCAAAGUAAAUAAUUGGCCUGUUCUGGCACAUCAUAUUCCUCAGGCUCUUACCUCAUGACUGAAUGAUUUUGUGUGUUUGUUUAGGAUUCCAGUAGGAUAGGGGAGGCACUGGGGUUCUGCAUAGGUGGGAAUCUUUUCAUCGAGAAGGGUUUUUUCUGCCUUUCUUGUUUCACAGCUGGGUGCUCAGUGCUUUGCACACAGUUGAUUGCAUUUGACACACAGCGUUGGAAUGUCCCUGGGAUUGUGACUUAUGGCACUUACAAUUUAGGGGUGGGGAUGAGUGGGCAGAUACAGUUGAACAAGUACUUAGAAAACAAGGUAGAAUGAAGUAAAUGUCAUUUAUUUUUACAAGACAGGUGCCGUGGAAGCCAUGAGAAAGGGGAGACCAAUCUACUCCCAACCAGAGAUCAGAAUGUCGAAGAACAAAAGUGAGGAGCAAAAUAGAUGCUUAAGAGUCAGCAGGGCCUCCGGAUGUGUGGACAGCCUCCCGCCAGCUCUCCUGCCCUGUGUUACGUACGCCUGCCUGUUUUCUCUGUAAAGACCCUCGGGGAUCUGCCUAGAAAACAUCUUGGAUGAGGAGACAGAAGGUGAGGAAGGUUACGGACUGGCCAGAGGUCACACAGCUGGAAGAAGCAGGAUCAGGAUUCACAGCCAGUUCUGCCUCUUGCCAAGGCCUGGAUGCUCACACGACCUACCCUUCUGCGCCUAGAAAUAGCUUGAGAGCUGAACCGGAUUGGGCCCACAGGCCACUACAGCAAAACCAGGGGUUCCUUGCCAGCGGUGUCCCAGCCCCAAGCCUGCCAUGCAUUCCCCUGCUGUGGUCACUACCCAUCGGGGCCCGGCUCUCUCUCCGGCAGCCCCCACAGGACAGGUUGGCCACUUGGGAGUGCCCAGUGCCCGGCUGGGCCCCAGGGGAAAUGAGGCCAAGGGGAAAUGUCUCCUGGCUCCUUCUCUCCCUCUUGCAGGAGCUGCGGGCUCCUUCAGAGCAGCGGUUGCUAUGCAGCCUUGUUUGUUCAAGGAGAGCGUGGUAGAGGCCGGCAGCGCACCAGCAGCAGAGCCAGGGGCCUGUCCUCUAGCCUGGGGCUGGCCAGGCGUGGGGCCGCCUCAUCCUUGCACCCCUGGACUCCUGGGCCGCAUCGUCCGUGGAGAGACCACAGAGCCUGGGCUUCUUCAGUGACAGGGGUUGGCCUCUGCGUGGAAAGGCCCGACAAGGAUGCAGCUUUCCUGUGGAGGGUGUCCAGGCGCCUAGUCAGACAGCACUGCUGGUCUCCCAUGUGCCCGUCUCUGCCCGGGACCCACCCCUGGCGUCGUGGUGGGUGCGAAUUCGCAGCACAGCAUCCCAGGUCUCUGGAUGUUACAAGCUGUGGACCUCUGGAUCCCCAAGGACUGCGUUCACGGCCCAGGAAGUAGCGGCUGCCUCUGGACAACCUCCCAGGCACCUUCACUGAUAGGGGCAUGGGCACCCGUGAUGCUGUCCCCCCAGCCAAGGUUCUGGCCCCCGUGGCCAUGUACCUUGGGAGUGUCCCUCGGACCGGUGCCGGGCCCCGCGCGCUUCCGGGCGGAAGCAGUGACUCCAGGCUUCAGACUUAUGGAGAAGCGUCCCUCCAGCCAGCUCCGAGGGUCUUGCAAGAGGAGCCGUUGCAGCCCUUGAGUGGACAAGUGGAUCCUGGCAACCUCAAGCUGGAUGCCCCUCCAAAGGGAUGGCAGGCCAGGAAUGGCCACCCCAGGAACAUUGCUGCCUUAUCUCUGGGGCCCAACCACCCGGCACCCUUUUUGGAGUCUGAGGCCAACAGUGUGGCCCGGGACACCACCCAGAUCAAGGACAAGCUCAAGAAAAGGAGGCUCUCAGAGGGCUUGGCAUCAUCUUCCCAAGUCUCUCUGGAUCCUUUGGGAGGCCCCAGAGGAGUUCCUCUAAGGAGCUUCAUCCCCCGGGCCACCUCUCAGAGGCUGCUGAGGGUGCCCAAGCCGAUGCCCCCCAUCCAGAGCAUCCCCACCACCCCUGAGGCUGGCGGAGCCAAGGAGAAUGGCCUGGAUCUGCCUGGGAGCAGCCAGGGUCCCCAGGAGCUGAGACCCGGAGCCCAGGAGGUGCAGAUCUCCAGGCACUACCUGCACUGCAAGGAUGAGAAGAUGCACAAGUCACUGGGGGGUCUUGUGAUCCCGCCCAUCCCAAAGGCCGGGGUGCCCGCUGGGACCCCCUCCGGUGCACCUGGCUCCCUUCCCCGCCUCCUGCCUCCAGGCCAGGAUGUCCUCACGGGCCUGAAGGUCCCCCGCACACGAUUGGUUCGGGAGAGUGGGCCUCGGGAGAAGACCCCUAAAUCUCUGGAGCCAAAACAUUCGGCUCCACCUGCCAGAGACAGGUCUGCUGCCCCCGAGAAGGCUGCCCUGCGUUCAUCUCAGUCUGCUCCUAUGAUGACAACCUUCUCCUUCGGCCAUGCCAAAGAAGCCCGCCUCUUGUUCAAAGAGGAAGACCAGAGGGAGAGCAGUACCAAGAUCCAGGUCACCAUCUCCAAGUCUGCCCAGGAGAAGAUGCGGCUGAGGCAGAUGAAGGAGUUGGAGUUCCAGAGGGCACAGGAGCCGGAGAGGGAGAGGGAGCUUGCUUCCCAGAGCCUGGGCUCCCGGAGAUCCCUGAUGAAGGAAGGCCUCCUUCCCCUCCGGGGCAGUGGAACCUUGUCUGUGCCCACUGGGCUGAGCAUCCCACGCAGAAACAUGGGUGUCACCCUCAGGAAGCGGGCCAACCGGGCCUCAUUACCCAGCAUCCCUGUCAGCAAGCAGGAGCCCAGCUUUGCCCGCCAUGCUUCAGCCAACUCACUCCCUGCGGUGCUUGCCUUGGGGUCUCCCGAAUGGGAAGAAGAGGAGGAGGAGAUGGCUCUCAGAGCCUCUAAGGAGCUGAGGCCUUUCUCGAACCCUGAGCUGGGGCUGAUGGGUGCCCUCCAGUGCCUCGAGAGCAGUGACUGGCAGAUGAAGGAGAAGGGCCUGGUGAGCAUUCAGCGCCUGGCGGCCUGUCAUUCAGAUGUCCUUGCUGGGAGGCUGCACGACGUGUCCUUGGCUGUGACGGGGGAGGUCACCAACCUCCGCUCCAAAGUGUCACGCCUGGCCAUCAACACCCUGGGAGACCUCUUCCGGGCCUUGAAGAAGAACAUGGACCAGGAGGCCGAGGAGAUCACCCGCUGCCUGCUCCAGAAGAUGGGGAAUACCAGCGAGUUCAUCCAGAGAGCGGCCAACCGGUCCCUGGGGGCCAUGGUGGAGCAUGUGACCCCUGCCCGCUCCCUGGGGGCCCUCACCUCAGCGGGCAUCUACCACCGAAACCCCUUAGUCCGGAAAUGCACUGCCGAGCACCUCUCAGCCGUCCUGGAGCAGAUAGGCGCCGAGAAGCUUCUCUCAGGCACCAGGGACAGCACAGAUACGCUGGUGCGCAACUUGGUGAGGCUGGCCCAGGACUCCAACCAGGACACCAGGUUUUAUGGCCGGAAGAUGGUGAAUAUCUUGAUGUCGAACACGAAGUUUGAUGCAUUUCUGAAGCAGAGCCUCCCGUCCCAUGACCUGCGGAAGGUCAUGGCUGCCAUUAAGCAGCGGGGAAUAGAAGACAGUGAUGGACUUCCAUCUGCCAAGGGCCGCAAGGUGUCAAGGAGUCUGGUGCUGUGUGAGAACGGGCUGCCCGGCGAGGAUGGGCUUAGUUCCAAUGGCCCUCGGCUGGCAGGGCUACGGCCCUCCAUGCACAGUGGCCCGGAGGUGGUGGAAUGGCUUCGGGAGCUGACGCGACUGCUGGAGGCCAGAGAAUACCAGUCUCGGAUGGAGGGCGUGGGGCGGCUCCUGGAGCGCUGCAAGGCUGAGCCAGAGCUCAUCACCGCCAACCUGGUCCAGGUCUUUGAUGCUUUCACCCCAAGGCUUCAGGACUCCAACAAGAAAGUGAACCAGUGGGCCCUGGAGUCCCUUGCCAAGAUGAUCCCCCUCCUCAAAGCAAGCUUACACCCUAUGCUGCUCUCCAUCAUCAUCGCUGUUGCAGACAACCUCAACUCCAAGAACUCGGGGAUUUAUACCGCUGCCACGGCUGCGCUGGACGCCAUGAUUGAGAACCUGGACAAGCUUUGCCUCCUACAAGCGUUUGCUGGGCAGGUGCGCUUCCUGAGUGGCCGUGCAGUGCUUGAUGUCACAGAACGUCUGUCCGUGCUGGUGGCCUCUGUUUACCCCCAGAAGCCCCAGGCCGUGGAGCGUCAGGUCCUUCCGGUCCUCUGGCAUUUCCUGAACAACAUGACGGGGAACGGUGUCCUGCCUGGGCGUGGCAGGAACGUCCGCGUGGCGGUGUGCCAGCUGUCCAGGGGCCUCCAGGAACAGAUGGGCUCCCGGCUGUGGCACCUGGCUGCUGGCCAGCCAAAGCAAGUCCUCAAAAUGCUCCAGGAACUCUUAGACACAGAAUCCCGGUGAGGCAGCCCCAGCCAACGUCACCGACAGAGGGGUGGCAUCUGACAGCAAGACAACUGGCAGCUCGUGCCCCUUUCACCUGGGUUACAAACGGAUCUGAAAUGGGCAGUCAUUAAUUUUUAUCUUACUUGAUUUUUAUGAUGGAACAGUCUCCCGGCCGACUUUCUCUUAGAGUUCCAGAUGCACAUAGUAUAUUUUGAAGUAGGAAUAAAGGAAUUAUUUAUUUUUCUAAGGCUUUA
This is a messenger RNA of Herpailurus yagouaroundi (jaguarundi), 4843 nucleotides long. RefSeq names its product TOG array regulator of axonemal microtubules 2 (gene TOGARAM2). Bases 1641 to 4607 code for a protein of 988 amino acids. The transcript has 23 exons. Lineage: Eukaryota; Metazoa; Chordata; Mammalia; Carnivora; Felidae. Gene Ontology annotation, biological process: microtubule cytoskeleton organization. The record is from RefSeq and is a predicted model, not a curated record. Gene Ontology annotation, cellular component: cytoplasmic microtubule; cilium. Gene Ontology annotation, molecular function: microtubule binding.